AUGUGCAACCCUCUCCUCGCUCUGCCCCACCUCUCCGCACUCAGCCUCACAUCUCCCCCUUCUGCCCCAACUCCCCUCUCCUGCCUCACCUCUCCGUUGGCUUCCCCGCCUGCCUCCGCGCCCAUGGUCUUGACCACAGGCGGACGAGGGUGUUCAAGCGGGUGGCGUGGAGGAGGAUGGGUGGCCGGUGAUGGGCGGGGUGAGGUGGAGGGGGUGUGCGGGACGAGCCACUGCACUGCCUGCUGCCAUGGCUCCAAAUGCCUCCUUUUGUUCAUGCAUGCUUUUCGUGCUAACCUGCCCGCCAUCUGCUCUACUGUGUGCGCAGCCGGCAGAGGAGGGGAGGACCAGGGGGGCUAUUUGGUGGUGCAGCUGGCAGGGGGACUCAACCAGAUGCGCGCAGGGAUCUGUGACGCGGUGGUGGUGGCAAAGCUGCUGGGAGCGUCGCUGAUGCUGCCGUUGUUGGAUAACUCCUCCUGGUGGGCCGACGGCAGCACAUUUGCGGACGUGUUUGACGCGGGGCACUUUGCGCGGGUGCUGGCGCCGUGGGUGCGCGUGGUGGACCGCCUGCCCUCCGCGCUGCGCCACCGCCCCCCCCUUGACCGCACCGUGCCGCGCGGCUCCACUGCUGAGUACUACGAGACGCGCGUCAGAGCGAUGAUCAGAAAGGCGCAGGUGCUGAAGCUGAACCAUUUUGAUUCCAGGCUGCAUGAUGACCUCCCGUUACACCUGCAGAAGCUGCGCUGCGUGGCAAACUACGAGGCGCUGCGCUUCGUGCCGGCGGUCACGCAAGCCGUCACGCGCCUCACCCACGCGCUCACCCACCCCUCCGCCACAGCCGCCACCACUGCCCUUGACCCCGCUGCUCAGGCCGGCCGUGCUGCAGCAGCAGCGCAAGGCGCACAAGGGCAGCGGGGAGAGAGGGAGCAGGUGGGGAGAGAGAGGGAGCAGGUUGAGGGAGGGAUGCAGGCGAAGGGGAGUGGCGGCCCGGUCAAGUACGAGCCGGACAUGCUGGCGUUCACGGGGUGCGAGUACGAGGGGGGCGCGGAGGAGAAGGCGCUGUUUGAGUCCAUCCGACGGCGCUGGGCCAACCUGCCCGCCAUGGACGCUGAGAAGCAGAGGGCCAAGGGCAUGUGCAUCGUCACCCCCUCCCAGGCAUUCGGCAUUGAGUGCAGCACGCUCUCUACCACUGCAAUGCCACCCACUGCCACAACCAUCCACCCUCUCACCUCUUUUCAACCCCUCCCACCCCUCUCCCCUGCAUGCCCAUGUCCGCAGGUGGCAGUGGCCUUGCAGGCGCUGGGCUUGCCACCGUCCACGCGCGUGUACAUCGCGUCGGGGGCGCUGCACGGUGGGCCGGCGGCGCUGCAGCCGCUGCUGCACGCCUACCCCUUCACCACGGACAAGCACUCCCUCGCACACUCCCACGCCAUGGCCCACGCCCGCACAGGGGGGCGUGACGAUGACGACGAUGAGGGGGAUGAGGCAUGGGGUGCGGGUGGGGGCGGGAGCGGGGAAGAGGGGGUGAGAGGGGAGGGGGGAGGGGCGUUGGCAGGGGUGGAGAGGCGCAAGACGCUGCUGGCGGCGGUGGACUAUGAGAUGUGUCGCGGGGCAGCGCUGCUCGUCACCAACAACAAUGGCAACAUGGCCCACCUGCUAGCGGGCCACAGAAGGUACAACGGGGUGGGCGGCACGGUGCACCUCUUUGGCUCUUCCAUCCACCGCCUCCUUGCUGCCAUCCAACACGGGGAUCACGAGGCUGCUCAGAAGCUUUGCAAUCGGCUGCUCAAGGGCGACCUGAGUAGUGAGAGGGAGAGCAAUGAGAAGGCUGCAGCGAGAGGAGGGUUUUACGCAUUUCCACGUGACUGUUUGUGUCAAGUCUGA
Messenger RNA from Closterium sp. NIES-65, 1881 nucleotides. The record is from the annotation of a GenBank genome assembly. NCBI's taxonomy places the organism in Eukaryota, Viridiplantae, Streptophyta, Zygnematophyceae, Desmidiales, Closteriaceae.